AUGGGAAAAGUCAGAGAAAUUGUCAGGGUUGUAGGAAUUUUCCUUGUUCCUUUGCAAUUAGCAGCGGCAAUUUAUUUGGCUGCCACUAUAAAAAAUUCUUCAUGGCCGGAGCGCGGGCAAGAAAUGUCAAGUAUUACCGGCUUACCAAUAUGGUUUGCUGCUCCCUGUCCUCACCGGUCACCUGGGAGCGAAAGAACCACGUCGGAAUUUGCUUCAGCUAUUGUCACUGGUGUGGCAAGCUUUGCAUCUAUCUUUAUUAAAAUAAUGGGCAUAUUGAAUAUAAAAUCCAUCUUGCAUAAUUUAUUUGAUUUAAUACCAGGCAAAAAAGAGCAAAGUUUGCUAAGCUCACGCUACCAACGUUAUCAUGUUAUUGAUGAUAAUUCUAAAGAAAAACGUCCCAGCUUGAAAAUCCCCGGUGUCCAUCAGACGUUAAUUCAUUUUAACACCAUCAUUACCGCUUACGUCUCCGCCACAUUUAUAGCCCUGAUUGCAGGAUUGAUCUUUGGCAUAGGAAAAGUGUGGGGAUUUUUUGGAAUAUUUCAUAAUAUUAUGGAGGUUUUCAUCGUGGCCGCGUUAUGCCAUAGGUCAAAUAAGAGAUACAUUGUCAGCAUUUUGAUCAUAUUGGUGUAUUCGGUGGUUGUCACAGGAGCAUUAAGUUUGAUCCUUGAUUUUAUUCUGCCGGUCCUCUUCUUCAUUGUGGCAUUUGAAAGUACAAGUGAAUUCACCCGUCUAGAGAACGUAGGAUACUUGGUCUUUGCCUCUUUGGUUCAUCUCAUUGGGAAUGUAGUUAGUGCAGUUGGCAAUGAUUCCGAAUCAUCGACGAUUAUAUUCCAGUCGUCAUACUUUAUCGCUUUCCCGAUAUACGCCAUUUACGUGCAUUACUCGCAGAAAACACUAGAACCUCACCAAGGUGCCGAUAUAACUGUUUGGGACUUGAUUUUGUUAUUCUCGUGGGGUGCUACUGCCAGUCUCGUUACAACUUUGAUUGGAAUAAAAGAUCUUUCGUGUACAAUAAAUAUUCUGUAA
Molecule: messenger RNA, 1026 nt
Organism: Funneliformis mosseae
Lineage: Eukaryota; Fungi; Glomeromycota; Glomeromycetes; Glomerales; Glomeraceae
Source: the annotation of a GenBank genome assembly